Molecule: messenger RNA, 3219 nt
Organism: Heterostelium album PN500
Lineage: Eukaryota; Evosea; Eumycetozoa; Acytosteliales; Acytosteliaceae
Gene: ak1
Product: putative protein serine/threonine kinase
Exons: 3
Coding region: 1-3219 (1072 amino acids)
Biological process (GO): protein phosphorylation
Cellular component (GO): actomyosin contractile ring
Molecular function (GO): myosin heavy chain kinase activity; ATP binding; GTPase activator activity
Source: RefSeq, a predicted model, not a curated record
AUGCAACCUACAAGUAGUGAUCAAUUCUCUUUUUUAAGAUCAUUAUUUCAAGAUAUUAAUAAUAAGCAAUGUGCAGAAUGUAACUCACCCGUAAGUAAUGACUCUGUGUGUAAAUGUUGGGCGGUGUCAUUUUGUUUGUUUUCAAUUUCGGGGGGAAUUUAUCGAGGUUUUUAUUGGUGUUUUGCAAAGGUGAAAAUGAGUACACUUGAAUUUAAAGUUAAACCAAUUAUGGAUCCAUUUACAGAGGAUGAAAUACGAAGACUUCAAUCUAUUGGUAAUUUGGUUUCAAAACAAUUUUGGUUGGCGCAUUGGACACCUCAGGAUUUUAUGCAGCCGUUUCCGGAUGAUCCUCGGCUCGAACAGUUCAUCAGAAUGAAAUAUAUAGAGAAACGUUGGAUUUCUUCGCCACUCGAAGGCGUCAGUCCGCAGCAAGGCGUCACCCCACUGAAUGGUUCUGGCGGUGGCGGCAAUACACACAACGAGACAAACGGUGUCGCCAUCCCGCUCUCAACGUCACAGCAGCUCGAUCACUUUUCGCCGUUUACAUCGCCACACAACUCACCAAAGCCAACUCGUUCCAUCUUUGAAGAACUGUGUCCACCUUCCAACCCCUUAAAGAACAGCAGUGGUAUGGGCAACAAUCAUGCUUUUUUCAUCGAUCACCAACAACAGCAACAACAUCUACAACAACAACAACAACAACAGCAGCAGCUACAACAACAACAACAAAAUUUAAAUAACUUUAAUUUUACAACAACGACGACAAACAACAACAACAACAAUAAUAAUACUAAUAAUAGCAACGUAACAACACUUCCACUCGAUCCUUUUUCACCUUUUAAAGUACAUGAACCAAAACCAAUUAUUGACAACAACAAUAGUGGCAAUCCACUUUCAACUUCUUAUGGUCAGCAACAAAGUAAUUUUAUUGAUAUGAUGGUCUCAAAGAGUGCGACACCAUCGACUUCAAACACUCCAGCUAGUCUGUCGCCGCAGCAUCAUGCUUCCUCUGAUUUCAAGGUGCACAUGAUUGACAUGCCCAACAACGGCAGUAAUCCUUUCUCCUCGAAAGAUCCACUGAUUUCACUGCUGGAUAAGAGUAUUGACGAUAUGCCACCCAUCAAGAGUUUGAAUCCAUUCAUUGACGACAAUCAACAGAAUGGUUUGCCACACAGCAACAGUAAUUCAACCAACAGUUAUCCUCAGCCAGUUGUCAACAGUUUACUAUCGCCAUCUGGUUCACCAUCACCUUCUCCAACAAUGGUAAACAAUUAUAAUAUGAUUAACCAUCAACAGCAACAGCAACAACAGCAACAACAACAUCAAUAUCAACAAACUGCUAAUCAUGCUAUUUCACCAUCACCUUCACCCUCUGCAUUCCAAUUGAAUAGCAAUGGUGUUAGUACUGGAAAUAGUGGUAUCAAUACUUCACAACCACAUUCUCUAACCAACAGCAAUCCAUUCAUUCCAAUUCAACCGCAACCUUUACAUCCACAACAACAACAACAACAGCAAGCACAACAACAAUAUUUACAACAACAACUCCAACAACAAUAUUUGCAACAGCAGCAACAACUCCAACAACAGCAACAGCAACAACAGUUACAACAACAACAACAAAUGCAACAACAGAUUCAGCAACAACAAAUUCAACAACAACAACUCCAACAAAUCCAACAACAACAAUAUUUACAACAACAACAGCAACAACAGCAGCAACAACAAUAUCAACAGCAACCACCACUUUCAUCAUCAGCACCAAUUCAAGCACCUCAUCACUCACCUAUUCCCGUUCAACCAACAGCUCACUCUCAGUAUUUACCUCAACAAAAUAUCCAACAUCCACCAUUUCAACAAGCAGUACUUCAACUUUUACAACCAUUCCCAGGUCAAACACCCAUUCCUCAACAACAAGCUACACCUGUUCCAAUUCAACCAACACCAGCUCCAGCCCAGCCUCAAAGUAACAAUGAAGAAGAGCAGAGUGUCUCUGAUAUUAUCAAUUUAAAGAAGCUUUUCGAUCUUGGAAUGAUGGAUAAAGAAGAGUUUGAGCAUAGAAGAAAACAAAUUGUGGAUAACAUCACCAAGACCACUUCUCCACAGAUUCAGCAGCUGCAACAGCUACAGCAACAACAACAACAACAGCAACAACAACAGCAACAAGUUCCAGCACAAUCUGCUCAAAACCAGCAAGCAGUCGCUCCUCAGCUACAACAAGCAAUUCACUCUGCUCCGGCUGUUGUCCAAUCGAUUCCACCAGUGAUUCCAGACCAACGUUUGGCAGGAACAGAGCGUGUUAUCCGACAUAGAUUCGAUGCCAAACUCGGUAAAUGGAUACAAACUGCAACUAUAGUUAUCACCGAGCCGACUCCAUUUGCAGAGGGUGCAAUGCGUAAAGCAUUCCGCAUGAAAGAUCUCUCAGCCGAGGGACCAACCUCGCAGAUGGUUGCCAAGCUCUUCAAAGAUCCCAACGAAGAUCGCAUGGUCUACUUCAAGGACGUCGAAAUGCAGACCUACGCCAAGGAGAUUGCCGAGCGUUUCAACCAGAAGAAUCCACCCAAGAAAAUCGACUUUGUCCCGGCAUUCGUAAUGGAGUUGGUCGAGCGUCAAGGCAAGCCAUUCUGCGCCGUCGAGUACUUUAUCGAAGGAAAGUACGAGAAGCACAACAACAACUACGGUUUCAAGAAUGACUUUGACAGAAACACUCCACAUGCAUUCAGUCACUUUAGUUAUGAAGACUCUGGUUGCCAGCUGAUCGUUGUCGACAUCCAAGGUGUAGCGGACGUCUACACCGACCCACAGAUCCACUCUUCCGACGGCCAAGGUUUUGGCAAGGGAAAUCUCGGUAUCGAGGGAAUCAAGCGUUUCUUCUCCACUCACCAGUGCAAUCCUAUCUGCCACUUCCUAGGACUGAACUCUGUCAAUCCCAAGCCAUUGACAGACGACUCUGGAACCGUACCAAAACCUCAGAGCCAGUCUUAUAUUCAUCCAUCGUUUAUAUAUCCACCCAAUCUCCAACAAUCAUUUACAGCACAUUUCCCACCAUUGAACAAUAAUCAACUUAACCAACAGAUACCAAACAGCAGCAACAACAAUAUUAAUAAUAAUCAACAAAAUAAUAAUCAUGUACCUCCCCAAACUCCGCUCCCACCAGUGCCACAAAAAGAGAAACCAAAGAUGGAAGCUCUCAGUGAUAUUUUUAGGAAAUUAAUACCAUAA